Molecule: messenger RNA, 439 nt
Organism: Thermothelomyces thermophilus ATCC 42464
Lineage: Eukaryota; Fungi; Ascomycota; Sordariomycetes; Sordariales; Chaetomiaceae
Exons: 1
Coding region: 13-219 (68 amino acids)
Biological process (GO): reciprocal meiotic recombination; mitotic recombination; DNA recombinase assembly
Cellular component (GO): condensed nuclear chromosome
Molecular function (GO): DNA strand exchange activity; ATP-dependent activity, acting on DNA; ATP binding
Source: RefSeq, a predicted model, not a curated record
GGCCCUUCUGCAAUGUUCAAUCCCGACCCCAAGAAGCCGAUCGGUGGCAACAUCAUCGCACACGCCAGCACGACGAGAAUCAGCCUGAAAAAAGGCCGGGGCGAGACGAGAAUUGCAAAGAUUUACGAUAGCCCGUGCUUGCCAGAGGGCGAUUGCCUGUUCGCCAUCAACGAGGACGGCAUUGGCGACCCGAAUCCGAAAGAUUUGGAGAAGGAGUAGAGGAUGAGCUGACUUGAGGCUGUAGCUGUCCUCGUCUCCGGAGCUUGAAAAUGUUUGCUUUGACAUGACUGUUUCAUGAUGCAUGGCAGGUGGUUAUGGAGCAACCGCGAUACAGCAUAGGAGGUUCUGUUGGUCUUCGGAGUUAGCUAGGUUAUGAAUAAUGGGCUGGAGUUAGAUGGUAGCUGUUUGUUUGUGGCAUACUCAAUUCAUGUCUAAGUCG